Molecule: messenger RNA, 2823 nt
Organism: Anguilla rostrata (American eel)
Lineage: Eukaryota; Metazoa; Chordata; Actinopteri; Anguilliformes; Anguillidae
Gene: znf276
Product: zinc finger protein 276
Exons: 11
Coding region: 354-2138 (594 amino acids)
Biological process (GO): regulation of transcription by RNA polymerase II
Cellular component (GO): nucleus
Molecular function (GO): RNA polymerase II cis-regulatory region sequence-specific DNA binding; zinc ion binding; DNA-binding transcription factor activity, RNA polymerase II-specific
Source: RefSeq, a predicted model, not a curated record
CACUUCCGGAUCCACUUGUUUACUUUCAGAUGUCUCUUUCUAAAAUGGGAGUAAGCUAGUCAGCUAGAGUCUGAAAAUAAAAUUUACGAAAAUGCAAUUAAUCAGAACCCACUGAAUUUUACUUUAUUACUGUUUUUACAGAAACAAACUGCGGACAUUUUAGAAAAUAAUUUUGCGUAAGAACAUUUUAUCUGUAAAAGUCAAAUUUUUAAACUUUUUAGCUAGCUGUAGGUAGCUAGCUGUACUUCCCCCAUGUAGCUGCCCAGCUUUGCUUAUCUAACCUGUAAGGGAAAUUAAAGAGAAGAGCUUAGUUCAACGUUACUUUCCUGGCUUUUGGAACAUUUGCGCUUAUAAUGAAACGAGAUAGGCGCGCGCGGCUGGCCGCUGUUUCGCCCCUGACCAGGCACGCGCACUCGCCAGGAGCCAGCAAGCGACCCUGUCGGCGAGGGAGACCGAGGGCAGGUUCUGGGAAGAAUGCACCCAGACAGGGAUGCGAGCUAAGUCGUAGGGACGAUGACCCGGGGGAAAGCGCCUGGGGAGGACGGCUAAGCAUUGACACAAUCCCAGCCACAGGGACAGGAGAGGCCGGAGGUCCCCAGAACGAAUCAAGGACCACAGGUUCGGGUCGACUUAGCGCUGCCUUUUGCCGACUGUGCCACGGGAAGUUUUCCCCGCGCAGCCUGCGGCAUGCGUUCGGCAAGUUGCAGGGAGAGUCCGUGAAGCUCGCAGCGGAGGAGAGGCUGCGACCGCCACCGCUCUUCUGCACCGACUUCCAGCGCCUGGUGGGCGUGCCAGUGAGCCGCGACCCGCUUCUGUCUCAGUUCGUAUGCAAGAACUGCCACUCGCAGUUCUACAAGUGCCACAGAGUCCUGCUAACCUUCCUCCAGCGGGUCAACCUGUCGCCCUCCACGCCCGACAGCGCCACCGAAAGGGGUCAUUCCAUGCAGUCUUAUUCAGCAGAAGGGGCCUGUCUGUCAGGCCCUCCCAUCACCUCCUCUCCCCAGUGCCUCCAUGGUCUGGUCUCCUGGACGCACCACCAUGCGGUAGACUGCAGCUCCUGCCCCGGCCUGCAGGAGGUGCUGGAGGGGCAGUACCGGGGAGCGGUUCGGGUGGUGUGGGGGUGCAUGGACGGACACAGCUACAUGAUGGACGCACAAGCGCAUCCGGAGAGAGACCAGCAGGCUGUCAGAACCGGCUCCCCGGACUCUGGGACAGCUCUGAGGCCGGUGGGGGCAGCCCUAACCCAUCCAAGCCCGGCUGCCGCCCCCCAGAACCAGGCCCCCGCCCUGCGGACCGCUCCCAGCACAGACACCGCCGGCGCUUCCGGGGGAGCACUGCGCAGCGAGGCGACGGUCACGCCCGCGCCAGCCGACCCUGUGGACGGGGCAGGGGAAAGUGACCUCUCUGACAGGAACUUCUCUAGCGACGACGAAGACGAGGAGAGGAGGAAGAGCGGCUCUUCGGAUGAGCUGUUUGAGCCCUUUCCCGAGAAGCGGGUCGUCUCCUCCAAGAAGGGCGGCAGGGAGGCGAAGAGGCCCCCCGAGCCCAAGGUGCGGAAGAAACCGGGGCCGAAGCCGGGCUGGAAGAAAAAGAUCAAGACGGAGCGAGAGGAGCUGCCCAACAUCUAUAAGUGCCCCCAUCAGGGCUGCACAGCCGUGUACCGUGGAGCCGACGGCAUGAAGAAGCACAUUAAGGAGCAUCAUGAGGAAGUGCGGGAGCGACCCUGCCCCCACCCCGGCUGCAACAAGGUGUUCAUGAUCGACCGCUACCUGCAGCGGCACGUCAAGCUCAUCCACACAGAGGUGAGGAAUUACAUCUGCGACCAGUGCGGCCAGACCUUCAAACAGAGGAAGCACCUGUCCGUGCAUCAGAUGCGCCACUCAGGGGCCAAGCCGCUACAGUGUGAGGUGUGCGGGUUCCAGUGCCGCCAGCGAGCGUCACUCAAGUACCACAUGACCAAGCACAAGGCGGAGGCGGAGCUGGAGUUCGCCUGCGAGCAGUGCGGGAAGCGCUUCGAGAAGGCUCACAACCUCAACGUGCACAUGUCCAUGGUGCACCCGCUCACGCAGGGAGGGGCCAGCGACCCGCCCCAACCCCCGGAGGGCGAGGCUCUGAGCCCGCACUCUGCCUCCAGCUGAGACUGCAGCACAACUCUGGACUCCUACAGUGACCUUAAGGGCAGAGUGUCACGCCUCAUACACCUCACUCUGAACCCCAUGCCCCUAACCCUGUACUCCUCACCCUAUAGCCCACAACCUGUACACUUCACCCUGUAACCCUGUACCCCACACCAUGUACCCCUUACCCCCUGUACCCCACACCAUGCAGAAUACCCCUCCACCACAAACCACAUACUGCACACCCUGCUCCACCCCACACACACACACACCCUAUAUCCCACAUCGCAUACCCACCCUAUACCCCACACCACGUGUCCCCCAUAUACCACUCACCCUACACCCCAGACCGUACGCCCCACACACCCAGUACACGGCUCCCUCACACUAUGCAACACGUUCCUGACACCCCGCACACCUUACGCUCGCCUGCUUGCCGCCGCACCGCGACCCGGCCAGGCGCCGCACCCCAACCGCACCACUCAAUGAAGACUCGGACCGGUCUGUUCCCUGCCACCACUUGUUUUUAUUAUCUUCCUUUUGUGUUUAGCGUCUCCUGAACUACCAGUGGGCGCAGUGAAACUGUCUCGCUGGCUGGCGUGUCCAGGCGAGAGGCUGUCCUCUUACGCAGCCUUUAAAAAAAACAGAGGUGAACCUUAUCGAUGAAAUGAACCACCUUUUUUUUUUAGAGGAGUCUAGUAUUGUU